GGUUGAUAUAAUAUAAAUAUGCUUCGUGCGGCGUCUCUUCUGCGAUCGCGUGCCCCUGCCAUUGGCAUCACAGCUGCGAGUGCUAUCUUGCUGGGUACUGGAACUGUUCUAGCCAGCGACGACGGCCUGCAUCCCGCACAGUACCCAUGGAGUCACAACGGCUUGCUCCAAUCUCUAGACCACGCCAGUAUGCGUCGAGGUUUCCAGGUGUACCAAGAGGUGUGCUCUGCGUGCCAUUCACUCCGCCGCAUCUGCUACCGUAACCUGGUCGGCAACACACACACGGUCAACGAAGCCAAAGAGCUGGCUGAGGAUAUCGAGGUAGUGGACGGUCCGGAUGACGAAGGUAACAUGUUCACCCGUCCCGGAAAACUGGCAGAUCACAUGCCUUCGCCUUACCCCAACGACGAGGCGGCUCGUUUCGCGAACGGAGGUGCGUUACCUCCCGAUCUGUCACUCAUUGUGAAGGCGCGACACGGCCGAGAAGACUAUCUAUUCGCUCUACUGACCGGUUUCCACGAACCCCCCGCCGGUGUUAACAUCCGUGAGGGUUUGCACUUUAACCCGUACUUCCCUGGGUUGGCUAUUGGUAUGGCCCGUCCUAUCUACGACGGUAUGGUUGAGUACGAGGAUGGUACCCCAGCCACUACCAGUCAGAUGGCCAAGGAUGUCAUCACGUUCCUCACGUGGUGUGCAGAGCCUGAGCACGACGAGCGAAAGCGAAUGGGCAUGAAGUGUAUGUCCAUUCUGGGUAUGGCUGCGCUCGUAGCUUGGUAUAUGAAGCGCAACAAGUGGAUUGUGAUCAAAUCCCGAAAGAUCUCUUAUGUUAAAUAAGCUUUUGCACCAUGCUUAGAGUAGCUGAGGAAAUAAAUGUACCUGUAGUUAAAAGACCCGAUAAAGAGCCUGUGAUAUAUAGAUAUGGAAAAUAAUGGCCACAUACACCUCGCCAAAUGUGC
Sphaeroforma arctica JP610 is the source of this 956-nucleotide messenger RNA. RefSeq names its product cytochrome c1, heme protein, mitochondrial. NCBI's taxonomy places the organism in Eukaryota, Ichthyosporea, Ichthyophonida. The transcript has 5 exons. The record is from RefSeq and is a predicted model, not a curated record. Bases 19 to 834 code for a protein of 271 amino acids. Gene Ontology annotation, molecular function: electron transfer activity; heme binding. Gene Ontology annotation, biological process: mitochondrial electron transport, ubiquinol to cytochrome c.